Hirundo rustica (Barn swallow) is the source of this 4699-nucleotide messenger RNA. It is a transcript of the gene RHPN1, whose product is annotated as rhophilin Rho GTPase binding protein 1. Lineage: Eukaryota; Metazoa; Chordata; Aves; Passeriformes; Hirundinidae. Bases 821 to 2845 code for a protein of 674 amino acids. Gene Ontology annotation, biological process: negative regulation of stress fiber assembly; signal transduction. Gene Ontology annotation, molecular function: protein binding. The record is from RefSeq and is a predicted model, not a curated record. The transcript is spliced from 15 exons.
CAGUUGUAGAUCGGCGGGCUUUGGCUCCGGAAGGAAGUUUUGGGGGGGUCCCCUUGGCUGGAGCAUCUCUCGGAGGGGGAUUUUGUGGGCGUUUAGGCUGUGAGGGGAAGGGGGGGGAGGGUUUAGCUCCCCACCCCAUGUGGGCUCGCUGUGCAAGGUGGGUUUUAACUCCCUGUGUUUAGUUGUGAAAAGGGGUUUUGGAAGGGUUUAAACUCCUCCCUCCAUUUAGGAUAGCUCUACAAAGGAAGUUUGGGGGGAGUUCCCCCCAUUUAUAAAGGGUUUUUCAGAGGGUUUGAUUCCCUCCCCACCCCGCGUCUCUCUGUUUAAACCCCCCAAUCCCACUUUGAGUAACUUCUGUGAGGGGAGUUUGUAGGGGUUUAAGCACCCCGCUAUUUAGAGUAGCUCUGCCAGGGCAGUUUUGUGGGGUUUACACUCCCUCUUCCCCUCACCUAGAGUAGCUCUUCCGAGCGGGUUUUUUGGGGGGAUUUAAACAACCCCCGUUUAGGGUCUGGUGCGAUUUAACAUCCCCCUACCUGGGGUGGCUUUACCAAGGGGGUCUGUGGGGUUUGCGCCCCUCUUUUCCCUAAAACAUUUCAGCUCACAUCUGCCCAGAUGUUGAGCGCAGGGGGGGCUUUGCCACAGAACGGAGCAGGGUCUAGGAGGGGUUUAAACCCCGCUUAGGUUAGGUUUGGGAUUUGGACCCCUUUGGGAUUAAAGGAGAGGUCGCCGAGCCCCCCCCAAACCCCACUGCAAGCUCAAGCGGGAGCCCCCCCCAGCUCCAGCCCCCCAUUCCCAGCCUGUGGAUGUUGCAUCCCUGGAGAUGAUGCCCCCCGAGGAGGAGAGCCCGGAUGGGGACAGGGACGGUGGCCUUGUCCUGCUGCACGGCCCGAAGAGCGGCAGCGCACGCAAGCAGGGCUGUGACCCCUUUGCCCAGACCCAGCGCAGCAAACUCCAGCACCGCCGGGCCCGGAUCAACCAGCAGAUCAACAAGGAAAUGAGGAUGAGAGCGGGAGCCGAAAACCUCUUCCGGGCCACCAGCAACCACAAGGUGAAGGAAACGGUGGCUCUGGAGCUGAGCUACGUCAACUCCAACCUGCAGCUCCUGAAGGAGGAGCUGGAGGAGCUCAACAGCAGCGUGGAUGUGUACCAGAACGACAGUGAAUCCAUCAGCGUUCCCAUGAUCCCUCUGGGACUCAAGGAGACCAAGGAGCUGGAUUUGCUGGCACCGCUCAAGGAUUUCAUCAGUGAGCACUAUGGGGAGGAGGGCGUCCUGUUUGAAAAGGAAAUCAAGGAAUUCAUGGAGCUGCGGCAGGCCAUGCGCACCCCGAGCCGCAACGAGGCGGGACUGGAGCUCCUGAUGGAAUAUUACAACCAGCUCUACUUCCUGGACAGCCGGUUCUUCCCUCCCACCAAAACCUUGGGCGUCUUCUUCCACUGGUACGACUCCCUGACGGGGGUCCCGUCCCACCAGAGGGCUCUGGCCUUCGAGAAGGGAAGCGUCCUCUUCAACCUCGGAGCGCUGCACACGCAGAUCGGAGCGCGGCAGGACCGCGCCUCCCUGCCCGGCCUCAACCAGGCCAUCGAUGCCUUCCAGAAGGCGGCUGGUGCCUUUAACUACUUGAAGGAAAACUUCUCCAACGCUCCCAGCCUGGACAUGAGUGCGGCCUCCCUGACCAUGCUGGUGAGGCUGAUGGUGGCGCAGGUCCAGGAGUGCGUCUUCGAGAAGAUGACCCUGCUGCGUGCCCAGAAUGACUUCCUGGCCCGCCUGCAGCUGGCUCAGGAGGCAGCAAGGGUGGAAGAUGUUUAUUCCCUGGUGCACCAGACCAUGAGCCAGCCCCACGUCAAGGAUUACGUUCCCUUCUCCUGGAACACCAUGGUCCACGUCAAGUCGGAGCAUUUCAAAGCCCUCUCCCAUUAUUUCGCUGCCAUUGCCCUCUGCGACUGCCCCGCUCCCUCAGAUGCCGAGCUGCUGGAGCAGGAGAAGGCUUUCCUGCAAUUCCAUGUCACCAUGCCAGAGGGGCCGUCGCUUCGUGUCCUGCUGCAGGAUCCCGAGGAGAGGAGGAAGCUGGGCAAAGCUCACCUCAAAAAAGCCAUCAUGAAGCACGAGGAAGCCAUGAGGAUCCAUGGACUGUGCAAGAUCCUAAGGAAGAUGGACAUCCUGCAGGAGGUCCUGUCCUUCGCCCACAAACGCUCCCUGGGCAAAUAUUCCGAGAUCGACCACGAGGAGGAUUUCUUUGAGACGGGAGAGGCUCCGGACAUCCAUCCCAAAACGCACCAGAAACCCGAAAUCAAAUCCCCCAACUUCUCCCAGGUGAAGGUGACCGACCUCUUCCACAGGCUGGGCCCCCUCUCGGUGUUCUCAGCCAAGAACAAGUGGUAUCCAGCUCGGAGAGUCCACCUGAUGAGAGGAGAGAACGGCUUUGGCUUCACCCUGCGAGGAGACUCCCCCGUCCUCAUUGCCGGGGUCAUCCCGGGGGGCUGCGCUGCUGAAGCCGGGCUGAAGGAGGGGGACUACAUCAUCUCCGUGAAUGGCAAGGACUGCAAGUGGUCCAAGCACGCCGAGGUUGUCCAGCUGCUGAAGAGCACCGGGAAGGAGGGCGUGGACAUCGGAGUCAUCACCCUGCAGGGCUCGGAGUGUCCCAAAGCCGUGGACAGGAAGGCGGCGGCGAUGUCGUCGGGAGCCGGGAUGCUGAAGAGCAACAAGGAGAACAGCAGGAAGAGCCUGAUGAACAGCAAGAGCGCCAGCACGCUGCUGGUGUGGGGCAAGAAGAGCAAGAGGAGCAAGAAGAGCACCUACAGCGGUGUCCCCUUCACCGCCGUGGGCGACAACGAGCCCAUGUACUGACCUCAGCUCCAGGACUGGCUGCCCGGGAAGAUUCCCAAUCCCGGCUGGGCUCUGAGGAUUCCCACACCCGGGAACACGCCACUGGUCGGAUCCGCGCCGAGAGGUGAGCGAGGGCGCCUCCCACCUCCCCAGCUGCCUUGUCCAAGGAUCCCUUCAGCGCGGGGGAAGAUUCGGGGUUAUUUGUUAAUUUUGGGAUUGUUUUAUUUUUUUUGGCUCUCAAGGGGGUCGGGGGGAGCGGUGCUAAAGCAGGGCCUGGCUUGUGUCUUCUGCCUGGCCAAAGCCAGCCCCAGCCAUUAAAGCAAAAGUGUCACCUUCUGCAGCAUCUCCUGGGCUUUCUCUGCGAGGUACGAGGGGGAGCUGCUCUCCAAGAGCUGCUGGAGGGGCUGAAUCCUUCAGCUGAAUCCUUCCAGGCUCCCCUUUUUUGGGAGAGGGGACAGCGCCGGCGGGCAUCGAUGACCUGUGGUGAUCCCAUCACAGGGUCCAGCCCAGGCAGCAUCUCCCAGACGGGGCUAUCCCAACAAAAAUAGGAUGGUUUGACCAUUUUUAGUGCUUUUUGGGGUGGGUUUUUUGGAGGGAGUGAGCACCCAGAUUGGCUCAGAAAAUCCAGCCCAGCCGGAUUCUUUGGAAGAAAAGGGAAGGAUUUAACGUGCAGUUGUUGUCUGGCUUUUUUAAUCAGGAGACGUGGAUUGCCCUAAAUAUUCUGUGAGAAGAUUAAUAGCUAAGAGCCUUUGGGGGGGAGGGUUUAUUUUUCCUGGGAGGAGAUUAAAAUUCCAGGAAGAUAUCUCCUCCAGAUUAUUAAACUCCUAAAUUUGUGCUACUGUUGGAUCUUGCACAUGUUGCUAAUUCCCUAACGCUGCUGUCAGCAUUCCUGGGCUGGCCUGAUGGAUUCGGGCAUCUUGGUAAUUGUCCUGGAAAUGCUGGGAGACUCCGGAUCCACAAAACAGAUUGGCAAAAUUUCCUCCAUCCUGUUUCUGCCCAGUGCGUUAUUUUUUUCUGGGGGCUGAGGAGCUGUCUCUGUUCUUCAGUGCUCGGAUGAUCUUGGGAGGUAGAAAAUUCCCUUGGGAGAGAUGGGGUCGUAUUUUUGUACUUUUUUUAGGGAAUUUGUAGGGGUGGUUUAAAGGAGCCAUGGGAUCUCGUGGCCACAGUGUCCCCUGGGAUUGUGACUACUUCCAGUGGCUCCUCGUCCCUUUUCCAAGCUCUUAACCCUGAUAUUACGUAAGGAAAACUUCCAGCAAAAAAAAAAGCCAGGUCGGACUGGGUUGGAGCGAACUGGGAUAGUGAAAGCUGUCCCACGGCAGGGAGCGAAACAGGAUGGGCUUCAAGAUCCCAUCCAGGCCAACCCCUCCUGGGAUUUCAUGAGCUCGAGGAGAGGUUUUUAGCUCUGCUCUUGGCCCAGAGGCCUCUCCACAUCCUGAGGCAUCACCACGCCGGAUCCCGGAUCCGCCUUCCAGCGCGGGGCCAUCUGUAGCAGCCGGGCUUCCCACGUCAUCUUCCCGGCUGUUUGGCGUGGGAGCGGGAAGGAAAGGAGGGGGUGCGGUCACGGAAAAGGCCACCUUGCCCUUAAAACAUCCCGGCAGCGUUCUUCCCACCAUCCUAAAAAUGUGGGAUCGCCACCACGGACGUCUGCGAGCUGGAGAGGGAUUCAUUUCGGAGAAAUGCGAUAAUCCCGCGUCACCCAACCCCGGCAUCGGCGAAGGGGUUGUGUUUUGUGGGAUCGGGAUAAUUUCCCUAACUCCAGGGUUUUGUGUUGGGCUUGUUUCGUUGUUGUGUUCAUUUGUUUUUCUUUUUUUUUUUUUUUUUUUUAAUUUGUACAUGGAUACUCACCUUUUAUGGAUUAAAAAGCACUGAUUCAAA